Molecule: messenger RNA, 3482 nt
Organism: Solanum pennellii
Lineage: Eukaryota; Viridiplantae; Streptophyta; Magnoliopsida; Solanales; Solanaceae
Product: pentatricopeptide repeat-containing protein At5g16420, mitochondrial
Exons: 2
Coding region: 111-1793 (560 amino acids)
Molecular function (GO): protein binding
Source: RefSeq, a predicted model, not a curated record
GUUUUACAAGAAAUAUAAGGAAGAAAUGUAAUUAAGCAAGAAUUUGUCUCGGAGCGGCGGGUAAAACUCAGAAACCGACAUUGAAACGUCGUAGGCACCGAGUUUCGGCCAUGUUAAUCUCCCCAAAGUUUGCCGGCCACCGACGGCGGGUCUACACCACAAUCAACUUCACCCACUUGUUCUCAACCACCGCCGCCUCCGCCGCCGCCGCCGCCGAUGAUGAUGACCCCUUCAAAACGCACCCAUCGUACCAGCACCUCGCCACCAUCAAAUCCAAAUCGGAGCUUCUCCAAUCCUACACCGUCACCCCACCCAUCAAACCGUGGCCCCGAUACCUGUCCCAUAAAAAUCUCAUCUCACUCGUCAAAUCCCAGCAUGAUGUUAAUCUUUCCCUCCAAAUUUUUCACCACGCUGGCAACUUCCACCCUGGUUUUUUCCAUAAUUACGAAACCUACCACUCCAUCAUCAACAAGCUCUGCCGUGCUCGGGCCUUUGAUAAAGUAGAGACCCUUUUAACUGAAUUACGAAAUUCCGGCAUCAAAUGUGGGGAAGUUUUGUUUGUAAAUGUGAUUCGGAACUAUGGGAUUGCUAGUAAGCCCAAAUUGGCCCUUAAGACCUUUCUGCGAAUUGAAAAAUUUGGAGUUCAGAGGUCAGUCAGAUCAUUUAAUGCUUUAUUGAAUGCUUUAGUACAAAACAAAGAGUAUGAUUUUGUUUACGCUUUGUUUAAGAAUUGCCAGAAGAAGUUGCAUAUAACGCCCAGUGUGUUUACUUGUAAUAUCUUGUUGAAUGCUCUCUGUAAGAAAGACGAUAUUAAUAGUGCAAUUAAAGUUCUUGAUGAGAUGCCUGUGAUGGGAAUAGUUCCCAAUGUUGUGAGCUACACAACCAUUUUGGGUUGUUAUGUAUCACUUGGUGAUUUAGUUGGCGCCAAGAGGAUGUUUGAUGAAGUUGUUGAUAGAGGGUGGUUGCCUGAUGCAACGACGUACACUAUCUUGAUGCAUGGUUAUGUUAAGCAAGGGAUGUUUAUUGAUGCAGCUAAGAUAAUGGAUGAGAUGGACGACAAUGGGAUUGGGCCAAAUGAAGUGACAUAUGGAAUUAUGAUUGAGGCAUUUUGCAAGGAAAAGAAGUCCGGUGAAGCUGUUAAUUUACUUAAUGAUAUGCUAGAUAAGAGGUAUAUACCAAGCCCAACACUUUGCUCUAAGGUGAUUGAUGUCUUGUGUGAAGAGGGGAAGGUUGAGGAGGCGUGUGAUUUGUGGAAGAAACUAUUGGUAAAAAAUUGUACUCCAGAUAAUACAAUAUCGAGCACACUUGUUCACUGGCUCUGUAAGAAGGGACAGAUUCGGGAAGCAAGGAAAUUGUUUGACGAGUUUGAAAAGAGUUCGAGUCCUAGUGUUUUGACAUAUAACAUGCUUAUUGCUGGGAUGCGUGAGAAAGGAGAACUGCAUGAAGCUGGGAGGUUAUGGGAUGACAUGGUAGACAAGGGUUGCAUUCCUAAUGCUUUUACUUACAACAUGUUGAUCAAAGGCUUUUGCAAAGUUGGAAAUGCUAAGGAAGGAAUUAGAGUUCUGGAAGAGAUGCUUGACAGAGGGUGUCACCCAAACAAAUCUACUUAUUCCAUCUUAAUCAAGGGGCUUCUUGACUCUGAACUCAACGCAGAAGUUUUAAGGGUGCUUGCUCUGGCAGCAUCAGGUGAUGUUGAUCCUGAAACUUGGGGAGUCCUUGUGGCCAAGUUUGUUACUGAUAUUCAAAAUGUAUGUUCCGUUUUGGAUAAGACAUUGUCAGAGAAUGAAGUGUAAAUGUUUGUUCUAACGUUCCUCAUGCCCAACAUUUGAUUCUAAAGGGGGAGCAAGCAUGGUUCACACAAGAAUUACCCAUUAAUGUGAGUUUUGGUGAUGGUCUCGGUGCCUGGUUCAAGAUGGUACAAGCUCCCCCGUGCAAACAUGUCUGAAGUUCAGAAGAACCUUGAUAUUCUUUGGACGACAGUGUCGGAGCCAUUUGUGGAAGGAGGCUGGAAAAUAAUAAUGUGAAGCAUGGGAUAUGCUGUUUGAUGACAACAUAAAAGGAUCAAACAAGUAAAAGGUCGGCUUUUAACCAUGUAUACAGCUCUACUGUAUUGCUCUGAGAUAGAGUAGGUUACUUAAUAUUGUUUUAAAUUAUGUCUGUCUUAUUAUGUGUAAAGGAAGAACAAAGUUGGAGAAUCAAUCCCUUAGCACUUCACAUAAAUAUUUAAAACACUACAUCAUCAUGAAAUGUCCACUUCCAUUCUUCACGUAUAAGUAGAAAGAAAACUAUGACCAAAACAUUGUGUUAUGUUAGUCAUUUCUAGUACUACAACAUAAGAGACUCUUCUUGCACUUGUCCAAUCACAUUACAGCCAAAAAAGAAGAAGAAGAAGAAGAGAGAUCUAUGGAAGAAAAAAAAAGCAAAGCCUUGAAGAAAAAUUGUCUACUUAGAGAUAUGAUGCCUAUACCAAGCAAACUUGCAUAAAAUUAUCUUGCUGCACUUCUCAAAAUGCUUCGGGAAUUGUUCCAAUAGAUAUUUUGUCCAUUUAUUUUCGUUUGAUUAAUGAAAGAAUCAGCACCCUCUCCCUGGCCUUGUUUGUGAUUUGCUGCGGAAAAAAAGUACUUCACAAGGAGGCAAGCAUCAUAACUGGAUAAGAUGCCUUCAUCUGCUUCAAAUAAGUUGUGAUUGGAAAUAGCUUUGAAAAGGGCAGGACUUUUCGAAAAGAUUCUUGCUGAGCUACUUUAUCCUGAUACAUAUAGAGAACUGCAUUGAUUUUUGUCCUAGAUGCAAUGACUAUUAAUAAGUGAGAUAGUUGUAUGACAAUGGACCAAUUGUACCGACUGAAUAUACCCGGUAAAUCUGUAAGAUAGCUGGUGUUGUUCUUAUUUAAGAUCUGUAGCAAUAUCGUGGGAGCUAACUGCAGUGCUAACUAUUCUGUAACCAUAUUAUACUGCGUGUCUGUUGUAAGUUCUUUAGUCCUUUUGUCUGAAUUCUCAUUGGCAAUAAUGUACUAGCCUCUUCAUUUUGGGCUCUCACUAAAUUUUGUUGUAGGAGGAAGGAGUGAAGCAGUUGCCGAUCUUUUUGUAAGAAACAUAUUCUGGCACCUUAGUAAUCCUGAUGCAUCCUUUUGCACGAAUCUUCAAGAACGCAACUUUGGAUAUCUUUCGAAGUAAAACUCCCAACGGCACCAUUUCCAGGUAUAUGAUAUUGAGAAGUGAGAACUAUCAAGAAUCUAGCUCAUGAUAGUCCUUUAGCUCGUUGUAUCUCAUAUAACAUGACAGCAUCUAGCUGAUUUCAAAGAGCCUGUGUGGAUUUGCAGUACUAAGGAGUUUUGAAUUUCUGAUUGUUUUUGUCUUAGUACAGUUGUUUUAUAGAAGCCUAAGCUGUUGUGCGUGCCACAUAAAGAGAUAAAAGGUGUCAAAAACACAUCUAAUUUUUUUUUUUUGAGUUUCAUACCUAAAUGAGUGAGUUUUAUACCUAAA